AUGGCGUUCCCAAUGCUUACUUUCUCUUGCAACCUACGGACCAACCGCAAUGCCCGCAAUGUCGCCCCCACCAUCAAGUUUGUAGCUGGAUUCGAUGAACUAAAAGUUGUACUUAGAAAGGCCUCAUUUGUGGUCAUGAAAGUUGCUGCUCUGGAAAAUGUGCACGCAGAGCUGAAUAUAUGUACUCAUGAAAAAAUUUCUCGUGCACACACCAACUUUCCCCCGGCGGCACACGCCGACAUUCCCCCAUUCCCCGUUAUCCGCAUUACGCGUUCCUCUUUCUUAUCAUCUUUAACCCCUCCGAUGUGCAGCUACACUGCUUCAACACUAGCCAUAAGAGCCAAAUGCUCCCCCUCCUUUCACUACCUUUGUCUCCCCAACGAUCAACCGUUUUGCUGUCACCAUCCAUGCUGCCAAUUCUCUGUAAGCCCUCGUUUUUUCUCCGGAUAUCUCCUCGGCUUGUCCUCUCAAUUCCAUUCCAAAGUUCUCUUCCACGCAAGCCGCCGUAGACUUAGGGUUUUCUGCCGGAGUCGGGACUUCGACAUGAUGCGGCUCUUGGCCGAACCGGAGGAGAGAUUUACCGGUUUGGGGGAACCGGACUGGAGGAAAGCGAGGAGGGAAAUCCCAAUUGAAGGGGAGCGGGAGCGCCGAAGUUCGAAAAAGGAGGAAAUAACGGGGAUAUGCCCUCCUAGGAGUGAUGGGUUAAGCUCGGUUUGCGAUCCCGAACAUAAUAAAGUUGGAAGGGGAAGGGCUGGUGGAAAUUCCCAGGUUUGUUAUGGCAAUAGAAAGAAAGACACUGGAUAUAAUGAGGUUGAUGUUGCGGAGGAGGAAGUUCGGGAUGUGCACAAAUAUGUUGAUGACUCUUGGCGAGAGAGGAGAUAUAUUUCGAAGAGAGAUGUUAACCUUGAUUCAAGAAAAGAUGUGUCUACAAAGAGAUGCGAUAGUUUUAGGCAUUUGGGUUUUAAGAGUGCGGAGGAGAAGACUGCUGAUCGUGCCAAUUUGUCUCAGCAAGGGACUCUCAGGGAAAGUGGGUUAGAUGGAAGAUCGAAAAACGUUACAAGAAUACCUGAGGCUCAGUUGGACGAUGAGUUGGAUAAUGGCAAGCGAACUUCAGUUUCAACUAAUGUGAGGAAGAUCCAGAAAGAGAGUUCAGCUUCUGCUACUAGGCAAAAUGGUGACAUGGAUCAUCCAGUGGCUGGGCAUGAUAAACGGCGAAGAAGUUUAGUGGAACAAAGCAAAAUAGCACACUUCCGUUAUAAUGAUGCUCAGAGUGCUGCCUAUCGUCAGAGAGAUUUUGAAGAAAAAAGUAUCAGAGGAAGGGAGGAACGAGCCUACUUGGAACAAAAUUCAUCGCAAGUGUCACGAGAUAAAAGAGUCCACUUUCAUCGACAAGCAGUCGAGCAAGAUGAAUCUAGAAGAAGCACACAUAGGCUUAAUGAAGUUUCAUUGUCUCGUGGUAGUGACUUUGAAAGAACUUCGCCUAUUGAUGGCAAAAGUGUUAAUGUGAUGGAUGCGAUCCCUAAUCUGGCUCAGGAUUCAAGUCAGGAAUCCAGAGAUAAAAGGUCCCAGAUGGAGAUGGAAUUGCAUUUGUCUUUAGAAGACAUAUCUGAAAAAAGUGAGGAUAAGCUAAUCAUUGCAGGGAAUUCAAUUCAGUUGAGAGGAGGUGAGAGAAAGCAGAUUGAUAGAGGAGCUGUUGAGAAUGACAAGACACGAAGAAACUCACAGAUGCUUGGCGAAGUUUCGGAAGUUUAUAGCGUCAACAUGGAAGCACUUUCCCUUUCCAGGGAAAAUAGGGAGAAAUCCUAUUCUGUUCAAAGUUCAAUUCCUGCUAAAAAAGAUAAGGGAACCCAAGUAGAGAUGCAUGAUGCGUAUUACGAUCAGAUUGAGAUGCCCGGGUUUAAUGCAAAUAACAUUGUCAAUGCAACCAGCUCGUGGAAUUCUCCAGUAAGCAGAGUUGAUAUCCAAGAAUAUAGCCCUUUUCUGGCUUCUAAUCAGAUUUCUAACAUUAGAAUGCAAAAUGUCAAAGCAAACAAACAUGCUUAUCUUCUGUAUGAUGCUCCAAGGGAAUUUGAAAGAAGUGCUAGUGAGUUUGAUCUUGAAAGAAGCAAUAACAUAAGGAUUUCUAAUGCAAAUGAGAGUUAUAAUUCAAGGACGGAGAAUGAAAAAGCUUUUAUCUCAACAGAAACCUCUUCUUAUGUGUUGACUCAGGAGCAAGAGGAACAAAGAAGCUCCUUAGCUGGAGAGAGCUCCCAACCUGAAUCAAUGAAAAUGACUUCAACAGGUAGUUUACAUGCUAUUUAUAGCCCUCAACACACUUGCAGUGAACUAAACUAUGAUGCUGGUUGGGGUUACCAAAAAGGCCAAUACGACACAACAAAUUAUUCCACCGGAAAAUUAGAUAAAUCCUCCUCUUCACUUGCUGGCGAGUUUGUUGACAGGCUGCAGAAAGAAGUAGUUGCCCUGAAAGAGUCAGGAAAAACACCUAAUGUUUCUGUUGGAAUUCAAAUAGGAAAACCAAGCAGGAGAGAUUUUCAAUCAACUUUAAGAAUAGAGAAUCGAAAUAAAACCUCCUCAGCAGUGUUAACUGAAGAAAGAAAGGAGAGACUUAGUAGCCUGUUAGUAGGUGAUAACUCGCCGCAUAAGGCUCGGAAAAUAGCCUCAACUGGAAGCUCAGGUGAUGUUUCUAGUUCUGUAAAAAUUUACAGUGAAGUGGAUAAUCAUAGUGGCAGGGAUGAUAUCCGCCAUUUCACUCAUGAUACGGUUGAAUCUGUCUUUAAUAAAUCCUCUGUGUUCGGUUCAGAUGAGUUUGUUGAUGAGAUACAACAGGAAAAAAUCUCCCUGAACGAGUCAGGGAAGGAGCCUAGUUUAUCCAGUAGAAUUCAAAUUGAAGAGACAGGCAGGAGCCAGAGUGAAGGAACUGCUUUUAUGCAAGUAGGUGAACUUUCUGACAGCAGAAGGUAUGGAGAUGACAGGCACAUCAAAGAAGGUGGAAGACUGUCUUCAUCUGGAUCGGGAAUGAGGGGCCCCUCUGAUGAGAUGUUGGGUGAUGAAAUCCAAUCUUCUCAGGAAACUUCUAAUGCAGAAGAGCCUGAAGAGAAUUCUCCUACCUCAGAAGCAAUGGACUUAACAGCUCCUACUCUGGAAAAUGCUAUCACUAGGAGGUCUCCUAAAUCUUUGUGGUCAUUUCUUGCAGACAUAAUUCAGAUGAAUUGGAUUUUGCGGGGGAAUUCUCAUAGUUCAACUUUGAAAUCCGUUAAAAGAGCUUCAUCAAAUGAGUCUUUAAGCAGCGAGGCUUGGUUCUCUGGCCCUGAGCCAGAUGAGGAUGGUUCUGGGGACGAGCCUCAGAAGACGAAACAAAUUGGCUUGCUAAAGGAUUCAGGAGGGCUGACAGGAUCAGUUGAACUUCCUUUGCAAGAAUUAAAAAAAGCGGAUAGUUUAGCUGUGAUAGAACCAGAUUCAUCAAUCUCAUCAGGUUUUUUGACAAGUGGCUUAUCUGCCAAAACUGAUUCCUCAUCAGUAGAGGCAGAUAACACACAGCAUUCAAAAUCAAGCCAAGGUACUCUUUCUAAUGUUGUCAUAGUUGAGCAGCAACUAGAAUCAGCAUUGCCUUCCACCUCAGGCAUUGUAGAGUCAAGAGUAAGGGAUAAGGUGAAAGUGUUGAAACUAAGUGCAUCUUAUCCAGCUGCUGUGAUGAGAGUCGGUUUCUCAUCCGCUGUAACUCAAGAAACAAGUGCAGAGCAAGGCUCUGAUUGACUAGGGAAAGGCGAUAAUUCCAGUUUGGAAAUUUAUGAGCCGCUGUUAUCAUCGACGGUUGAUUCAUCCUUACCUAGGAUUACUGAUCCUGAACAAGUUGAUAGGCCUGGAUUUAGUCCAAUGCUGGAAUUGGAUCCUUUUGGAGACAAGCUACCUGAAGUUGGUGGAAUCAAGGAAACAGGGAUAAAGCAAAGAAAAUUUCAGAGGAAUAAACAAGUUCUUAGCGAGCAGUUUGAUGAGUGGGAAAAAGCAUUUAAGCUAGAAAAUGAACAGAAAAAGCUUGACGAGUUUUUCAUGAGGGAAGCUAUUUUGGAUGCCAAGAACGGUUCAGAUGCCUGGGAAGUACCUGUUGGUGCUGUGCUGGUGCAGAAUGGGAAAAUCAUCGCUCGAGGCUGCAAUAUGGUUGAAGAGUUGAGAGAUUCAACUGCGCAUGCAGAAAUGAUUUGCAUCCGGGAAGCUUCUAAUCUUCUUAGAAGUUGGCGCCUUGCUGAUACAACACUUUAUGUGACACUUGAACCAUGUCCUAUGUGUGCUGGUGCGAUACUUCAAGCCAGAAUUGAUACCGUGGUGUGGGGAGCUCCCAAUAGAUUGUUAGGAGCUGAUGGCAGUUGGGUCAGGCUAUUCCCUGGCGGUGAUGGUGGAAGCAGUAGCAUGAAUCCACCAAGUCAGAUGACUGGACCUGUUCACCCUUUCCACCCAAAUUUAAAAAUAAGGCGAGGCGUCCUAGAAACCGAGUGUGCGGAUGUCAUGCAGCAGUUUUUUAAGCUCAAGAGGAAGAAAGAUAAGAAACCAGAAUCUGCACCGCCACCUUCAUACCUUCCACUAUCAAAUCGCCCAGUGAAGUUCUUUUCCAAGCUGCAUAACAUCUUCUGCAUGAUGUUUUGCUUGUAGCAAUUUCUUUUUUUUCCCCCUUCUACUUCCAUCUGUUAAACAAAAGUACACUUAAGUCUGUUUUAAUAUAAAUUGCCCAAUAAAUUUAGCU
Phalaenopsis equestris is the source of this 4735-nucleotide messenger RNA. Its product is annotated as tRNA(adenine(34)) deaminase, chloroplastic. Gene Ontology annotation, cellular component: chloroplast. The record is from RefSeq and is a predicted model, not a curated record. Gene Ontology annotation, biological process: tRNA wobble adenosine to inosine editing. Gene Ontology annotation, molecular function: tRNA-specific adenosine deaminase activity. The transcript is spliced from 5 exons. Lineage: Eukaryota; Viridiplantae; Streptophyta; Magnoliopsida; Asparagales; Orchidaceae.